Molecule: messenger RNA, 1025 nt
Organism: Periconia digitata
Lineage: Eukaryota; Fungi; Ascomycota; Dothideomycetes; Pleosporales; Periconiaceae
Source: the annotation of a GenBank genome assembly
AACGCCCGACGUGCUUCCUUCCAGAAACCUCCCAUCUUCACUUGUUCACUCUCUUCGCAGACAGCCAACAGAGCAAGCAUUCUGCAGCUUCUGUCUUCGCGCUUUCCGCAUCGAUAUCGAUAUCCAGACAAUCGAGCGUCACCCAUCGUCACGCUAUCAUCAUGGCGACGGUGCAGGAACUCACCUCCGACUCGGAAUUCCAGUCAAGCAUUGUUUCACUUCCACCGUCGAGUCUGGCCGUCAUCUACUUCCAUGCACCAUGGGCUGCUCCCUGCAAGCAAAUGUCUGUGAUUCUGACCACGCUUGCCUCCACAUACCCUGUCGAUGCACCAAUUCGAUUCUUCUCCCUGGAUGCCGAAGAACUGCCCGAUAUCGCUGAGCAGUACGACGUGACUGCGGUACCUUUCAUUGUCCUCCAAAAGGAUGGCAAGACUCUAGAUACAGUGUCAGGCUCCGAUGCUGCCAAGGUACGCGCAGCUGUGGAGAAGUACGCAGGAGUCGGAAACGGUGGCGCAAAGUCGACCAGUAGUCUACCGCCCGCGCAAACUGUCACCAAGCCUGCGAAUGGCGAGGCGAAAGAUCUCGCAGCCUACGCUCCUUCCUCGUCCGAUCCAAACACUGCGCCCGAAUUUAGCGGCGCCGAAACGGAGACAAGCAAGGAGGAGUUAAACAAGCGUCUGGGAGAGUUAGUCAAAGCUGCGCCCGUCAUGCUGUUCAUGAAGGGAACACCCAGUGCUCCUCAAUGUGGAUUCAGCAGGAAAACGGUUGGCCUCUUGCGUGAGAAGGGCAUUAGGUACGGAUUUUUCAACAUUCUAGCCGAUGACGAGGUUAGGCAGGGCUUGAAAGAGUUCUCUGACUGGCCGACUUUCCCUCAACUCUAUGCGCAAGGUGAAUUGGUCGGUGGAUUGGAUAUUGUACAAGAGGAAUUCGAGAAUGACCCGGAAUUCCUCCAAGAGUUCUCAGUGAACGGUAAAGGAGGGCCCGGCGCGGCGACAGCUUCGACACAGGCCCCCCAGGUAGCAUAA